Messenger RNA from Aegilops tauschii subsp. strangulata, 1136 nucleotides. RefSeq lists its product as uncharacterized. The record is from RefSeq and is a predicted model, not a curated record. Lineage: Eukaryota; Viridiplantae; Streptophyta; Magnoliopsida; Poales; Poaceae.
CACUUCUUCCAUCCCCCGCUCCGUCCGUCGUCCGCCGCCGCCGCCACCCCCGCCGGCCGCUGCCGCCGCCUCCCCCCGCCGCUACACCGUCAGACGCCGCCUCCCUCCCCCGUUUCUAUCUCCUCCGGUCGCAGCCGCCUCUCUCCCCCGUCUGUGCUGAGCUCCCCGACUUCCUCCACUGUCCUGCGGCUCACGGUUAAUCGAGUUCGGGAGAAGACCUGCGAACAUCAACCGGAGCAGCAGCAGGGAGAUCUGAAAACAGUCUCAUCGAGCCGAAAUCGUCUCAAAAAAACCAAAGACAAGGCUGACACAAGCUAAUGAUGGCAUCUUCAUCAGGUCAACCUGCGAAGCCUGGGAAGAGUGUUGGUGAGGAGUUCGUUGAUCAUCGACUGCUCAGUCGAAAUGUUCAUUAUCCUGAUUCAAAAAAUUUGCCAAGACCCCUGGACAUGGCGGCAUACUUCGAGGAUGAUCCUCCCUGUCAAACAACACACUGCACUAAUGUGGCAGUUGAGCAGCACAAUAAAAAACAGAAGGGUGGUAAGCUAAAGAUAAAGCGUGCUGUUGGAGUUCAUAGCAACAUGUUCGUUUUGGACCAGAAUGACCCAGUGAGUUAUUGGCAUGUUUACUUCAAAGGGCACGAUGGGAGAAGAAGAAGACGGUACAGGUACUUUGCCGAGUUGAGCGGGGUAAAAGGACCUGAGUUGCUGACAUUUUGCGAAGUCGUGGAUAAAGCUAAUGUUGUCUACUGCCCGCACUGCUUUGGAGGAAUAUAUCACCCCCCAACCACAGAAUCCGGUUCAGCGUCGGAUCGUAGGCUGAACAGUGUAGCAUUGGGUGAAGCUAUACGUGGCCCCGGCAGAAAGAGAAAGGAGGCUGUCAGCUCCAUUGAUUCGAUUCAGGCCUAGAGUAUGUUUGGUUCCGGCAAAAAGAGGUUGUCAUCUCGAUUGAAUCGAUUCAGUCCCAGAGUACAAUGUUGUGAGUCUGCCUGCGUUUUGCGUAUAAAUCAGCUGAACUGGCAUGCUAUGCGAUUGUUCUGAAAUGAUGAAGAUACCAAGUGUAAUUGAACUAGCUUCUGACGCUUACUUUUAUACAGAGAUGCAGGGGAGAUGAUGAUUGCAUUUUUUUUCUGGGUUAAA